GUGUUCUUGGUCAAUCUGAAACCGGCUUUCGGAGUAAGCAGAACGGCAUCCCAAAAUGCUGCUGCCAUCAAUAGUUUUGCUAACGAUCAUUUGGAAUGGAUUAAGUCUAGCAGAAUCUUCCGUUGAGCAAGAUGAUCUCCGCGUCUGCAUAGAAGAUGGCUGUCUGCUGGGGAAAUCAUUCGAAGGAUUGGGAUCCCGAUACAAGGGGUUUCUCGAUGUCCGGUACGCAAAACCUCCCGUAGGUGAUCUUCGUUUUCGAAAUCCUCAACCGGUAGAACCAUGGGAAGGAGACUAUGAUGCAACAUCCGCGAAAUUCAACUGUGUCCAGAAGAACGAUCUUUGGCCGGAGCAGCAGGUUGAGGGAAAUGAAGAUUGCCUGUACUUGAAUGUGUUUGUUCCGGAGACUCCUAAACGAAAGUCAUUGGCUGUGAUGAUGUACAUCCAUGGAGGAGGAUAUUUUGCCGGUUCGUCGUCGAUGGGUGAAUUUGGACCGGAUCGGUUCAUGGAUACAGGAGAAGUGAUUUUGGUAGUCAUUCAGUACCGAUUGGGAGUGUUUGGAUUUUUAUCCACUGGAGACGGUGCAGCUACCGGAAAUUUUGGAUUGAAGGAUCAGACGGCUGCUUUGAGAUGGAUCCAGAGGAAUAUCGCCAAGUUCGGUGGAGAUCCUGAAAAGGUAACGAUAUUCGGUCAAAGUGCUGGAGGAGCUUCCGUCCAAAUGCAUAUGCUGAGUCCGUUGAGUCGAGGCUUGUUUUCGAAAGCCAUCAUAAUGAGUGGUAGCACAUUGGGCUUUUGGACUUGGCCUUUGGAGGACCCAUUGAACUUCGCACGUCAACAAGCAUCAGUCGUUGGUAUUGAAUCAGCUAAAAGAAUGUCAUCAGAAGAACUGGUUAAUGCCUUGAGGCGUGUUGAUGCAAUGGAACUCGGUAAGAGCAUCGAUCAGUUGAAGUUUUGGCACACCUAUCCUUUGACUCCAUACCACACGGUGGUGGAAAAGUUUGUGGAUAACGAAACGUUCAUCGCCGAAGAUCCCCAGACUUUGUGGCGCGAGGGAAAAUAUGCUCAAGUUCCUUGGAUGGCCGGCUGGGUUCCGAAUGAGGGAGCUUUUGCUUCGGCAGCUCUUCUCCUGAAUCAAAAACUUCUGGGGCAGUUAAAGGAAAAAUCGUCGUCAUUAAUCCCAAAGAUUUUGGGCUUCGAACCGAGUGAAAAAACUUCCCAAAUGAUUCGAGAUCGAUUUUUCCCAGGGGGCACUGAAGAUCACUGGAUAACUGAUAGCAAUGUCGAGGGUAUUGAAGAUCUCUACAGCGAAACCUUUAUAAAAUAUCCACUCAUGUACAGCGUCAAACAGCACAUCGACUCGAAUAUCACCGACAAAUCCUCGCUACAAAUGUACUACUUUGCGUUCAAGGGAAAUCACUCUUACUCGCGAUACUUUGCUAAAUCCAAUCGGGACUUUGGAGUUUCUCACUCCGAUGAUUUGAGCUAUCUGUUCCGGGGAGGAGAUAUGUUCGACGAUUUCCAGGAAAGCUCUCCGGAAGCUGCGAUGGCCGCCCGACUGGUUGAUUUUUACGUUCGAUUUGCGAAUGAGGGGGUCGAUGAAGAGCACAAAUGUGUGGCGCAAAAUUGUAAGAUGCUGAAAUUUAGUAAAGCAUCCGGCGAUAAACAGAAUCCUGUUGACGAAACGUUGAUUCCUGCCAUUGACGAGAAAAUGCUUGAAUUUUGGAAUGAAAUAUACAAUCAAGAAUAAAUUCUGUCUUUCAUCAUAUUGGAUUCUUUUUUUUAAUAAAAAGCGAUACACAGA
Messenger RNA from Uranotaenia lowii, 1798 nucleotides. Its product is annotated as juvenile hormone esterase-like. Bases 56 to 1744 code for a protein of 562 amino acids. The transcript is spliced from 3 exons. The record is from RefSeq and is a predicted model, not a curated record. NCBI's taxonomy places the organism in Eukaryota, Metazoa, Arthropoda, Insecta, Diptera, Culicidae.